Beta vulgaris subsp. vulgaris (sugar beet) is the source of this 2083-nucleotide messenger RNA. RefSeq names its product dihydrolipoyllysine-residue acetyltransferase component 5 of pyruvate dehydrogenase complex, chloroplastic. Gene Ontology annotation, biological process: pyruvate decarboxylation to acetyl-CoA. The record is from RefSeq and is a predicted model, not a curated record. The transcript has 5 exons. Gene Ontology annotation, molecular function: dihydrolipoyllysine-residue acetyltransferase activity. Bases 160 to 1551 code for a protein of 463 amino acids. Lineage: Eukaryota; Viridiplantae; Streptophyta; Magnoliopsida; Caryophyllales; Amaranthaceae. Gene Ontology annotation, cellular component: pyruvate dehydrogenase complex; chloroplast envelope; chloroplast thylakoid.
GCAGCAGGCUUGAUUUGAGUUUUAGUUGAUCAACUCUCCACCUGCUUUCGAUGCACUCGAGGCUCCUCCUCCUCCUUCACUAAUCACUGCUCUCUCUACUCUUUCUCUCUCAUCACUCACACAAUCAAACAAUCACAGAGCAAAAACAAGCUCUCAUCAAUGGCGAACAUCCUAAACCUAAAAUCCACCACAUUCCUCCCUUCAUCACACUCUCUCCGCUUCACUCAAAAACUCCACACAACCCGAUCCACCAUUCGAAUUCGCGCCAAAAUUCGAGAAAUCUUCAUGCCUGCACUCUCUUCCACUAUGACAGAGGGAAAAAUCGUCUCAUGGAUCAAAUCAGAAGGCGAUAAACUCUCUAAAGGUGAUUCCGUCGUCGUCGUUGAAUCCGAUAAAGCUGAUAUGGAUGUCGAAACUUUCUACGAUGGUUACCUAGCUAAAAUCAUCGUCGAUGAAGGUUCCGUUGCUCCUGUUGGUUCCGCCAUUGCUCUUCUCGCUGAAUCCGAAGCUGAAAUUUCCGACGCCAUUGCUAAAGCCAUGGAAAAUCCUAAACAUAAGCCCUCAGGUUCGGAAUCUGUCGCUUCGAAUGUAGCUUCGGGUGUAGCUUCGGAUGUUGCUGCUCCGGUGGUGGUGGCGGUCAAGGAGGGAGGAUUGAGUGUUUCUGAUCAUCCGGCGGCGGAGGGAGGGAAGAGAGUGGUGGCGUCGCCGUAUGCGAAGAAAUUAGGGAAGGAAUUAGGGGUGGAUUUGAGGAAUGUGGUUGGGAGUGGACCUCAAGGGAGGAUUGUUGCUAAGGAUGUCGAGGCGGCGGCAGCUGCAGCUGCAGUGGAGGUUGCUGAGGUGGUUGUUUCGAAGGAUAUUCCGGUGUCGAAGACGGUAGAGUUGGGGAAAACGGUGCCGUUUACGACAAUGCAGAAUGCUGUGAGUAGGAAUAUGGUGGAGAGUCUUGGUGUUCCUACGUUUAGAGUUGGAUAUACUAUUACUUCUGAUGCUCUUGAUGCUUUGUACAAGAAGGUGAAGUCGAAGGGGGUGACCAUGACGGCAUUGCUAGCAAAGGCAACAGCUCUGGCAUUGGUUAAGCAUCCAGUGGUGAAUUCUAGCUGUAGAGAUGGGAAAAGUUUUACUUAUAAUAGCCGGAUUAAUAUUGCGGUUGCUGUGGCUAUGGAUGGUGGGUUGCUUACCCCAGUGCUCCAAGAUGCUGAUAAGGUCGAUAUUUACACACUUUCAAGGAAGUGGAAGGAGUUGGUUGAUAAGGCUCGCGCCAAACAGUUACAACCUCAAGAAUACAGUACAGGCACUUUCACCCUAUCUAACCUUGGAAUGUUUGGCGUGGACCGCUUUGAUGCUAUUCUUCCACCUGGAACGGGAGCAAUUAUGGCUGUUGGUGCAUCUCAACCCAACGUUGUUGCCAGUAAAGAUGGUCGGAUAGGCAUGAAAAACCAGAUGCAGGUGAAUGUUACCGCUGAUCAUCGUGUUAUAUAUGGUGCUGAUCUUGCUGCUUUCUUGCAAACUCUAGCCCAAAUUAUUGAAGAUCCUAAAGAUAUGACACUAUAGUUACUUCCUACUGAACAUGAGACAUGUCUUCCCUCCUAGUGCUUAGAAUUUGAUUCCUCUAAUGAUGCUUCCCAAAUGACAACAAUUGCUGAUAACUGUGGAAAUACUAGAGAACAUUAGCAGCUAAUGACUGGGACACUGCUAGGUCAAUUUUCAAAGAAUUGCUCAGAUUGCGCUUCUUGUGUUUUUGUCCACUGUUGGUCUCCUACAUACCUUGAGAGGUUUGUAUUGCUGUCCGUCCAAUUGUUGUUGAACCUGUUCCAUAUAUCGAUGCAUUUUUGUGGUUUUAGCGCUACUUGAGCUUUUCAAUCAUAGAAUUAGGAACUAUUUGAUUGGAAUGUCUAAUAUAGUGGCUGGCCUGUUUGGAAGCGACUUCUCCCCUUUGAAUUUCCCAUUUUGUUCGCAAGUAAUAUUUUUCUAGAUUGCAAAAUGUGUAAUGUUCACUAAGACUCAUGAUAUACCUUGUUCCUUUUUUCACCUUUGUGAUUUAUGAAAUACCUGAUACAGUUAUGUUUAUAACGUAUCUUAUGAA